AUGUAUCUGAAAAAUCUCUUGUCAAUCCUCUGUUUUGUCCUUGUCUUUAGCUUCAGCUAUGUGUAUGGACAACAAUGCGGAGAGUCAAUGUUUUUCACACCAAACAGUGCUUACGAUACAAACCGUCGUCUAGUUCUCUCAACUCUUGCUUCAAACGUCAGUUCUCAAAACGGCUACUACAACGUUUCGGUCGGUGAAGGCCCUGGAAAGAUUUAUGCCUUAGGUCUCUGUAUCCCAGGGACUGAUCCAAAGGUCUGUUCUGAUUGUAUCCAACCUGCGUCCGAAGGUUUAUUAGAAAAAUGUCCGAACCAGACCGACUCAUUCGACUGGAGAGCCGACAAGACGCUCUGUUUCGUUCGUUACUCGAACAGCUCGUUUUUCAACCGGAGGGAUUUGCAGCCGACACAAGCAGAGUACUUUACUAAACCGUUCCCGGGGAACAUUACAGCUUAUACCAGAACAUGGGACUCGCUUAUGGAGUUUAUGAUCACACGAGUCGGUCAGCCUCGAUACCUAGCCGAUAUAUCUCCUCGGAUAGCUAAUGAGAGUAUAUACACGUUGAUGCAAUGUAUUCCGGGGAUAUCUCCUGAAGAUUGUGAAACCUGUAUUCAAGCAAAUGUUGAUGAGUAUCAGAAAUGUUGCAAGGGGUUCAUGGGUGGAAGCGUUCGCAAACCGGUCUGCUUUUUCCGGUGGGAUGGUUAUCCAUAUCUUGGUGCCUUUGGUGUCACGCCGUCGCUACCUCCUCAAGCAUCUCAACCCGCGCCGCUUCCUCCUCCUCCUCCACCAGAUGGAAAAUCGAUUUCUACGGGAGCUAUUGUUGCGAUUGUUGUUUCCACGGUUAUAUUUUUGGCGCUGCUCGCUUUAGGAUUAGUUAUUUGGAAGAGAAGAAAAUCGUACAAAACAUUAAAACCUCAAACUGAUGAUGAUAUGACAACUCCACAGUCUCUACAAUUUGAUUUUGCAACAAUUGAAGCGGCAACAGAUAAUUUUUCGAGCGACAACAAGCUAGGCCAAGGCGGAUUUGGUGAAGGAAAGUUACCAGAUGAAACAGAAAUCGCGGUGAAGAGGCUAUCGAGAAAUUCGGGACAAGGCACACAAGAGUUUAAGAACGAGGUUGUGCUUGUGGCUAAGCUUCAACAUAGGAAUCUUGUUAGGCUUCUUGGGUUUUGCUUGGAAGGAGAUGAACAAAUACUUGUCUACGAGUUUGUUCCAAACAAAAGCCUUAAUUAUUUCCUUUUUGAUUCAACAAAGAAGAGCCAGCUAGAUUGGACAACAAGGUACAACAUCAUAGGAGGGAUAACGCGAGGGAUUCUCUAUCUUCAUCAAGACUCAAGGCUCACCAUCAUACACCGUGACAUCAAAGCGAGUAACAUUCUUUUAGAUGCCGAUAUGAACCCUAAAAUUGCGGAUUUCGGAAUGGCUAGGAAUUUCAGAGUGGACCAAACUGAAGACAAUACAAGAAGAGUGGUUGGAACAUUCGGUUACAUGCCUCCAGAGUAUGUGACACAUGGCCAAUUCUCUACCAAAUCUGAUGUCUAUAGCUUUGGAGUAUUGAUUCUAGAAAUUGUUUGUGGCAAGAAGAAUAGCAGCUUUUAUCAGAUGGAUGAUACUGGUGGCAAUUUAGUUACACAUGUUUGGAGGCUUUGGAACAAUGAAUCACCCUUAGAUCUCAUCGAUCCCGUGAUUAUGGAAAGAUAUGAGGAAGAUGAAGUCAUUAGAUGCAUCCAUAUCGGACUACUAUGCGUUCAAGAAACUCCCGCAGAUCGUCCAGCCAUGUCUACAAUCUUNCANAUGCUUACNAAUNCCUCCAUUACUCUACCUGUGCCUCGNCCACCUGGAUUUUUCUUCAGGAACAGACCAAAUUUGGACCCUUUAACCUAUGGAUCCGAGCCGGGCCAAUCCAGCAGCAAGUCUAUUCCUUGUUCUAUAGACAGUGCAUCAAUCACUAGUCUCACUCCUCGUUGA
This is a messenger RNA of Arabis nemorensis, 1965 nucleotides long. The record is from the annotation of a GenBank genome assembly. NCBI's taxonomy places the organism in Eukaryota, Viridiplantae, Streptophyta, Magnoliopsida, Brassicales, Brassicaceae.